AUGAAUUCAACCUGGUAUAAUGUUGAUAACCUGGAGGAAUGUAAUGAAGUCUACAAAUCUUUUGCCUUUAAGAUUGCUAUGUAUUCAGUUCUUACCAUAGCUGUGCUAUUAACUGUUGGUGGCAACUUAUUUGUAAUUAUGUCGAUCGUCUAUUUUAAGCAGCUCAAAUCUCCAAAACAUGUGUUAAUUUUUUCCUUAGCUAUGGUUGAUCUUCUUCUGGGAAUAUGUGUUCUUCCUUUCAGCAUGGUUAGAACAGUUGAAACAUACUGGUAUCUGGGGUCAUUUUUUUGCAGACUGCACACAUGUUUAGAUAUUUUGUUUUGUACAUCAUCAGUUUUUCAUUUGUGUUUCAUUGCCAUAGAUCGCUACUAUGCAGUAUGUGAUCCACUUCGAUAUGCAAGUAUCAUCAACACAAGAAUUGCAUGGUGGCUAGCAGUCUUAGGAUGGGUCAUACCAGUAAUUUACAGCUUUGGCUUCAUUUACACCAAAUCCAAUGACCCUGGAUUGGAUGAUUUAGUUGCUAUUUUUUCAUUGAAUGGUAAUUGUGUCUUGCUGUUUAAUAAACUGUGGGCGCUGCUUGAUUCCCUUGUUUUUCUUCUGCCCUGUUUUGCUAUGAUUGUUAUAUACAUUAAAAUUUUUAUGGUAGCUAAAAAGCAGGCUAGAAACAUAGAGAUAAUGGAAAACAGAAUACAGUGGCUGAAAGAAUGCAGAACAAAACUGAGAAGAAAUCGGGAACAAAAGGCUGCAAAAACAUUAGGGAUCUUAAUGGGAGUCUUUUUGGUUUGCUGGGUCCCAUAUUAUACCAAUUCACUGAUAGAUGCUUUUAGUGAUAUUUCAAUUUCAUCAGCUGUUUUUGAAAUAGUUUUGUGGCUAGGUUACAUGAAUUCUACCUUUAAUCCAAUGAUUUAUGCUUUCUUUUACCCAUGGUUUAGAAAGGCUCUCAAGAUUAUGGUAACAUGCAGAUGUAUGAAUCCUAACUCUUCAAGUGAACAGCUGAAUAUAGAAUGA
This is a messenger RNA of Erpetoichthys calabaricus (reedfish), 1008 nucleotides long. Its product is annotated as trace amine-associated receptor 4-like. Gene Ontology annotation, cellular component: membrane. Gene Ontology annotation, molecular function: trace-amine receptor activity. The coding region runs from base 1 to 1008 and encodes 335 amino acids. The record is from RefSeq and is a predicted model, not a curated record. Gene Ontology annotation, biological process: G protein-coupled receptor signaling pathway. The transcript has a single exon. NCBI's taxonomy places the organism in Eukaryota, Metazoa, Chordata, Cladistia, Polypteriformes, Polypteridae.